CAAUGCUCGGAAACAUUCUGCAGCACUGGCAGUCUUACAGGAAAUACAGAGCGUACUCCGCUGACGAUUUUGACCUGUAGCACUGAGGCCGAGUGGAUUGAUACCGAAGAUGCUCCGUACACAUUGGCGCAGUGUGAAAAACCUUGUGACCAAUGCCCAGCACUGACGAACACUGGCAUGACAUGCCUUUCUGGCUUCGUCUGCACUCCUGUGACGAUCAACACCGAUGGACAAUGUCCAGCAGCAUCUUGUGAAAGCGGUCACAUGACUGCAGGAGAUGGACGGACUACUGUCCCGUCGUUGUCCUGUAACGGCUUAGCUGAGUGGGUCGACCCACAGGAAACCGUCUAUACAAAAGCUCAAUGCGAAACAGGUUGCACAUGUCCUCCACUGCCCAUCUCUCAAGCUCCUAGUCCACCAGCAGCACGUGGAAACCAACUGGGAGCGGAUGCUAAUGGCUGUUCAGUUCUGAACACACAAUGUCGGCGAAAUGAUCUGUAUAGACUUGUUACUGCCAACGGUGUUGUUACUUUGCCGGCACCGGCUGCUACAAACACACCAAUGACUUGUGUUGAUGGAAAAUGGAUGGCAACAAUAAAUGGUGUCGAAACUGAGGUUCAGGAGCAGGCUUGCUACUCAGAAUACGCUUGCCUGUUUUGUGGUAAUGUGAAUGCUGGUACUGGAGUUACUGUACAACUUGAAUACAAUCCGACAACUUGGUGUAAACAAUACACGUUAAGCGGUUGUCCACAAGGAUAUAGAAUCGGUCGAACUACGAUCACUGGUGUUCUCACAUGUGAUCGUUUUACCAGAUGGACAAGCGGCUCGUACACCGGCAAUCUUCUACAGUCCGUCACAGUUCAAUGCCUUUAG
Messenger RNA from Ostertagia ostertagi, 873 nucleotides. The record is from the annotation of a GenBank genome assembly. NCBI's taxonomy places the organism in Eukaryota, Metazoa, Nematoda, Chromadorea, Rhabditida, Trichostrongylidae.